This is a messenger RNA of Vanessa atalanta (red admiral), 1915 nucleotides long. RefSeq lists its product as uncharacterized. Bases 553 to 1851 code for a protein of 432 amino acids. NCBI's taxonomy places the organism in Eukaryota, Metazoa, Arthropoda, Insecta, Lepidoptera, Nymphalidae. The record is from RefSeq and is a predicted model, not a curated record. The transcript has 2 exons.
GUACACUCCGAGGGCGAAACGGGAGGCUCGCUGGGCGCUGAGGCAUUAGCGGCUCAGAUGGCGCGCUUCAAGAGAGUAUCUUUACGAAAGCUACGGGCCUGGCGAUCCUGAGUGUGGCAGGUCUUCCGCCGGCUUGGUACGAGCCUGGCGAACCAUCGGGCCUCACUAUCAUCAGAACUCGGAUCACUCUGGGACUUUUUCCGCAUCGACAGAGAAAGGCGACGUUCAACCCCCGGUACUUAUGAACCAAUCGAUACCAAAUCACCAGCGAAACUCGCAAGAGACCUGUUCCAAGUUGUCCAAGAAACAGUAUUUUCUAAGAAGUUCGAAGAAAAAAAAUGUCCACUGGUCAAAGAAGAAUCCGACUUGAGUUCAGACGAUGAGGACGGUACCGAGAGACGAAUCGCUAAUCUCAUAGACUUCUUCUUCACAAUUGUGAAAAGCCAGAAGGAAGAAAGAAAGGGCAGUGGGGGGAGCUGCUUCAAGAGCGAAUCCAGUCCUGAAGAAAAGAAAUACGUACCAACGGUAGUGAAUACAGAAUUAGAGAAGAAAAUGGAAACUUUGAUUGAAUUCUUAGCUUCGACCGGCUGCGUUGAAAAGGACGACAAAGACGAUAAAAAGAUAACCUUAAUGGAGUUUCUCUUGACAGAGGAUAAAAAGUACGAAAAGCCGGUAAUUGAAAUAAACACUAAAGGAAUCAGCUUAUCCGAAUCGAAUGUAAAUGUUAAAAAUCUAACUUAUAUAGACGAGACACCAGGAGACGACGACAAUGAGACGCUCGUAGAAAUGCUUUUAAAAUACAUGGAAGGUUACAAUGGCAAAGAUAAGGAAUCCAAGUCGUUAUCAGUCACACCAUCGCUGUCUGAGAAGUCGAAAUCAGACAUGACGAUUAGUAAAUUGGAAACAUUCAGUGACAUGAGCAAAACGAAGUCAGACUCGACGUUAACCCAGACUCAAGACACGGUCAUCGACAGAGGAGAAGAAGGUGAAAAACGACGUAUCUCCGAAACAGUUAUAGAUUUGAGUUAUAUUAAAUCAGACCUCGAAGCUAUAUUUGAAGAAGCGAUACUAAGGGUGUGCGAAUUGAAUAUGAUAUUUGAAGACGACACGAUGAGUGAACAAGAAGACGUAGAGAAUUUUAAUACUUACACCAAACCUCAAUUGCAAUACGGCCCAAUGCCGUUCAGUGUUGAAUUAUCAGAUAUCAUUGAAGAGGAUGAACCGGAACCAUCUUCUCGGUGUGUCGAAAGGGAUGCUAUGACAGAAAUACGGGAAGCCGCAGAAGAAUUACUGAGAUAUAUAGAACAGAAAGUUGAAAACUACCCGUUUGAAGACAAUGAUAGUUCAGGUCCAUCGACAGAAGAAUACAGCCGGGAAUUCGAUUUAAGUCCGAAUUUAAAAUCAAUAAGUCUCGUAGAUUUAAGAAACAUCCCGGAUCUGCCGCCGAGUAUGAUAAUCAAACCGAAGGUUAUAAGAGUCGAUAAAUCGACAUCGACUACGGAAAUAUCCGAAUCGUUAUCCGAAUAUUCGAAACGCAUCGAUUCGGCUUGCAUGACGGAAGACACGACACUGAGUUCCAGUUCAGAGAGAAAUGAAAGAGCAUUAGACAAACUGGAAUCGUUGCAUCGAUUCUUCUCGAAAUCUCGACUAGAGAUUAUUGAUGAAAGCUUAGAAGAGAACGGGGAUAAGAUCAAGAGUCCCAAAGAAGUCGAGGAGGUUAAAAAUCUCGUUGAAUAUAAAGCGGGACAGACGAGUUUGGAUGAUGUGGAGGAUUUGCUAGAUGACAAUGAAAAGGAACGAGAUCUUAAGACAGAGGUCUUGUCGAAAACAGAUCUCUGUGGAGAAGUUUAAACAAAAUGACGAUCACUUUUAUACAACAAUGUUUUUUUACACGAAAAGUAGUUAAACAUUUCGA